AUGAAGCUACUUGAAGCCAUCGCUUGCGCUACGGCCUUGAUGCCACUGGCUGCCGCAGACUGGCAAUUUAAAUCCCGAACAGAUUUGGCCCCGCCUCGCCUGAACAUCACCAUCCCGGCAACAAAGGAUGUCGAAAAGGGUUACCUCUUCAUCGCACCCUUCCCGGGCCAGUGGGCGGAACCUCAGUUCCAUGGACCGCGCCAAGAAGCCCCGUACAUUGUCCGCGAUGACGGCGAACUUGUCUGGUCGGGGUAUACCUACUUCUCCAUUUGGGCGGCCAACUUCCAGAAGGCUCGGUGGAAUGGUCAGGAUGUCCUGUUCAGCUUUGAGGGUGACCAUAACCCGGGCUAUGGACAUGGGCAUGGCCAUGCGACCAUCCUCAACCAGAACUACGAGACCAUCCGGGAGCUCCGUGCCGGAAAUCAUAAAUUAAUGGAUAAGCAUGAGUUCCAUGUGGUCGAUGAGAAGACUGCCUUGCUUCAGGUCUAUCAGCCUGUCCCGAGAGAUCUGACUCGCUUUGGUGGCAGUCCGGAGCAGCAGUGGAUUGUUGACGCCAUCUUCCAGGAACUGGACAUCCAGACUGGAGAGUUGCUCUUCGAGUGGUCCAGCCUCGAACACGUUUCUCCGGAUGAAGCGGUCCUCCCUCUCAACCCCGGCCAGGCGGGUGCGGGCUGGAACUCGUCCGACGCGUGGGACUAUUUCCACAUCAACUCCGUGGACAAGGAUACCUCGGGUAACUAUCUGAUCUCCGCGCGGGAUGCCUGUGCGGUGCACAAGAUCAACGGCACAACUGGCGAGAUCAUCUGGCGACUCGGGGGUGUCCGAUCAGACUUUGAGCUCGGUCCCAAUGUCAAGUUCUGCUUCCAGCAUCACGCACGCUUCGUCAAGCAGAGCGAAGACGAAGAAAUCAUUUCCCUCUUUGAUAACUCUGCCCACGGCACUGAGAACCACCGCGGUAGAGAAGUCCACACCCACCCUUUCUCUCAGGGCAAGGUCAUUUCAGUCAACACGGCGACCUGGACCGCAGAGAUCGUGCAAGCCUUCCAGCCUCCCGAUGGUCUUCUCGCCAAGUCCCAAGGCAGCACCCAGCUUCUUCCCAACGGCAACGCACUAGUCAACUGGGGCUCUGAGGGCGCCGUGACCGAGUUCCUCGUCGAUGGUACCCCAAUCUUCCACGCAUACAUGGACUCCGGCUUCCUCGGCGAAGGCGUCCAGAAUUACCGAGCAUUCCGAUACAACUGGACAGGUCUUCCAACUGAAGAACCAGCGAUCGUAGUGGAAAAGACAUCCUCCGGAACAAAAGUGUACGUGUCGUGGAACGGAGACACAGAGACAGCCAUUUGGCGAUUCUAUGCCGUCACAGACCGAUUCGGGUCCCGGGCUUACCUGGGCGAGACUCCACGUGACGGCUUUGAGACUUCUUUCGUAUUGACUGGACACUCGUAUCCAAGCUUAGCGGCUGAGGCGAUUUCGGCUACUGGUCGUGUUUUGACUACCACUCGAGUUGCUCGUAUUCAGGACGCGGUGUUUCCUCCGUCUGGCUCGUUUGAGUCCGAGGAUCGCAGCUCUUGGAGACAGGUGGUUUUGCAGGCUUAG
Messenger RNA from Penicillium soppii, 1596 nucleotides. Its product is annotated as arylsulfotransferase family protein. NCBI's taxonomy places the organism in Eukaryota, Fungi, Ascomycota, Eurotiomycetes, Eurotiales, Aspergillaceae. The record is from RefSeq and is a predicted model, not a curated record. Bases 1 to 1596 code for a protein of 531 amino acids. The transcript has 3 exons.